GACGCCGGAUCUCCGCCCACCCCUUUGAGUGCCCUCCGCAGCUCCUGCCGGGAGGUGCCAGGCCCCUCACGACCUCUGCCCUUAGAGAUGCCCCCAGGCGGCCAGAGGGACCGAGAAGAUGGCCCGGGGCGGCUGGUCUGCGGCAAGGUCUUCCCGCCAAGGCCUCUGCCGCUGGGCCUCCCGGCAGGAUCCAAGCCCCAGCUGUGCCACCGAGCCCUCGGUUACUCCUCCCAGACGGACGGGAGUUCCCAGAGGAUGGAGGAUGCUUUUGGGGACCCCCCGGGCCCUCCCCUGGAGGAGCAGGCAGGAAGUCAAGCCCCCCAGCCCGGCGGGGAGGCUGGGCAGAUUCUCGACAGCCUGCCCAGCGAAGCACCCCAAAGGCUUUCCGAGGGCGGGCACGGCGAGAAGGAGAUGUGCUCCGUGGCCCCAUCUUUCCCGGCCUUCCUGGCUUCGUCCAGCCGGUCCUGCCAGACCUCGCCCACCUGCCCGUCCGCCUUCGAGGACGAAGGCUACCCCAAGGCCUCCUCGGGGCUGCCAGUCUUUGGGUCUCUGGGCUACCCUGGCCCCGAUGCCCGCAGCGGGAACUACCAGUGCCGCCUGCAGGCGCUGAACUUCUGCGUCAACGACCACAGCUAUGGCGCAGCCUUGGACCACCUCUUGGCCGGACCCCCAGCGGCCGCAGCCUCUUCAGCGCCAGCCCUCCAGCCAGCCCCCUUCACGCACCUCCUGGGGGAGCAGGAGACUUGGGCUGGGGGGCCCUUCUCCCUCCCUGGGGGCAACGGGUACCCUCUGGGCCUCCCCCACUGCCUCUACAGGACCCCAGGCAUGUUUUUCUUUGAGGGAUAGGAUGGAGGGGAGGGGGUUAGGGUUCGGAAAAGGGUUUAGGGGCCUUUUAAAAACCAGAAGUCUCAAAAUCCCCUAAGAGACUAGGAAAGUAACUUUUCCAGACUAUGGGCUGUGGCUUGGCAUUCGCGAUUCGCUUACGGACUCCUGCCGUGAACAGUUGGAAAGGACGAUGAGAAAGAAACUGCCACUCCUCUUUCUGAUUUCCUCCAGAUAAAAAACGUGACACGCUCCUUGCUGGAUAGGACCAAGCGUUUUAUUUGCAUAGACAUAUGUGUGCCUUAUUUAAUUCCCUUUAUCGGAGGCUUUCAAAUAGGGUUCGCGCUGCCCUCGGUCAGGGAUUCUCGAACUCAGGAUUUCCUGCAUCAGCGAUCGGGUAGGACUCGGAUGGCUCUCGGGGGGUCCCCCUUCCAACUUGACGGGUCGGUGAUUCCAGUGUUUUGAUUUGAGACUAGCCAGGUAAAUGCACUUCUGUGCAGACCCCGUUGCUCUGCUGGAAGAGAGCAAAACAUUUGCUAGGGAAGGUGGAAGCUGAAAGCCAUGUUUGGGAAAAGUAGAAAAAGUCAGAAGUGAAAACUUCAGCUCACAAAGGAGGGCCAAAUCCUGGCCAGCCUCCGAUUUCAGCUAAAUAACCGCAGGACACGCUGGUCAGUAACUUGCUUGGUGGGCAGGCACUUUUUCUACCUGGUGUGGCCGAGCUCUUUGGCAGCAACUGUUGUGAACCGCUGGCAUGUCCUUUUGACUAGAGAGAGUAAAAUCGAGGGGAUCAAAAUAGCGCUAGUUGGUUUCAACUAUGUUGUUUUCUUCUAGAAAAAUUGUUUUUUUUAAAAAACAAAACUGAACCAAAAACAUUGGAACCCUUAAAAACAGGGUACUUAGCACAUGACCCGAGGUUGCCCAAUACACAAUUCUUAUGCCAGUGUACUGUAUUCAAAUAGUGUGACUGCAGAUCAGCCUAGCUGUGUUAUUUAUUGAAAUUUGUUCCAGACCACUUCCCUCUGCAAGGGGGAGGGCACCAGUUGGCAUAGAUCAGUGGGUCCUCCUUACUUUGGGUGACCCAGGUUUUCUUGGACUCCAGUUCCCAGAAGCCUUCACUGCCAGCUGUGUUUCUGGGAGUUGCAGUCCAAGAACACCUGGGUCAGCCCAGGUUGGCAACCCCUGGCGUUGAUGCUUCCUGGGGAUUUAAAUGCCACCUCCUAAGCAUGAACCAUCUAACGUCUGUGCCACACUGUUUUCCAGAGGUCAGCCUUUACCUUUUUUUUUAAGGCAAACACUCUUCACAUGCUCAGAAUCAGAUGCGCGCGCGCUCUCUCUCUCUCUGAGGACCCGAAAACCACUCAUAAUAAA
Pogona vitticeps (central bearded dragon) is the source of this 2190-nucleotide messenger RNA. RefSeq names its product forkhead box S1 (gene FOXS1). Lineage: Eukaryota; Metazoa; Chordata; Lepidosauria; Squamata; Agamidae. Gene Ontology annotation, biological process: cell differentiation; regulation of transcription by RNA polymerase II; anatomical structure morphogenesis. Gene Ontology annotation, molecular function: RNA polymerase II cis-regulatory region sequence-specific DNA binding; DNA-binding transcription factor activity, RNA polymerase II-specific. The record is from RefSeq and is a predicted model, not a curated record.